AUGUCCACCGACCGCAUCGCCACCGAGCAAGAGUUCUCCAAGCUGGAGAUGCUGCUGGUCCAGACGGCGGACGACGCGGUGAACUGCCUCAAGAUGCUCAAGGGCAACAUCGCCGACUACGACAGUCGCCACGGCCUGCGCUUCAUCAGCACGAGCAAGGCCUUCCUGAGGGGCGACAUCCGCGCAGCGAAGGACACGACGGCGGAGAUCACAGUGGCUCGCAGCGCCAUGAACGCGACGUCCGACGUCAUGAACGACUUGGCAGCCGCCGGUCGCGCUUACGACGAGAACAACUUGAAGUCGAGGGGUAUCACGGGCGCCGUGACCGACAUGCUCAGCGGAGGUAACAACAAGGGCCAGAAGAAGAAGAAAGGCAAGGGCAACCAAAGUGUCGAGGACCCGAAGCGUGUGGGGUCCGAGCGGAUCCUUCGAGCCCCCGACACGGUAGAGGAAGUCGUGGAGUCGACUCUGCGCGACUGCUUCAGUGGCUUCUCGGCGCUGAAACUUCAGGUUUCAGUCGCGGAGGAGUCGCUGUCGCCGCUGUUCGCAGAGCGAAGCAAUGGGUCGGUAGCGUCGGACGCACCGUGA
Molecule: messenger RNA, 588 nt
Organism: Phytophthora sojae
Lineage: Eukaryota; Oomycota; Peronosporomycetes; Peronosporales; Peronosporaceae
Exons: 1
Coding region: 1-588 (195 amino acids)
Source: RefSeq, a predicted model, not a curated record